Chaetomium strumarium is the source of this 2443-nucleotide messenger RNA. RefSeq lists its product as uncharacterized. Gene Ontology annotation, molecular function: 7S RNA binding; ribosome binding; protein binding. The transcript has a single exon. Gene Ontology annotation, cellular component: signal recognition particle, endoplasmic reticulum targeting. The record is from RefSeq and is a predicted model, not a curated record. Gene Ontology annotation, biological process: SRP-dependent cotranslational protein targeting to membrane. Lineage: Eukaryota; Fungi; Ascomycota; Sordariomycetes; Sordariales; Chaetomiaceae. Bases 238 to 2289 code for a protein of 683 amino acids.
CCACAGUUGCCCCGCCUUUCACCUUGUCCACCGCACCGCACCAGCAGUUCACUUGGAUCAGAGCCGCACUGUAGCCCGCCAGCCCGCGCCCGAAGCUGGAACCCCAAACCCUGACACCUGGAGCUAGCCUAGAGACCCAGCACACUCAUCAGUUCUCCCGAAGGUGGAGAAAUCCGACCGAAUGCACAAUACCAACGCUAAACGGGCAUCAACCUCAACCUCCUUCCCACCGCCGUCAUGGGAGACGCCUCCGUCGUCGCGCUUAAUUCCCUCCUCCGGAGCGCCUCCAUCGAAGACCAUGCCGAAGCACUCAACCUCGCAAGUGCCGCCCUGCGCGCUGCAAAGGGCCGUGGUGCCGACCUGGCCACAGCCCAGCACACGCGCGUGGUCGCGCUCCUAAACCUCGACCGCUUCGACGAUGCUCUGCGCGCCAUUGCCGAGGGCGGCGAUGCCCUCGAGAAGAUUUGCGUGUUUGAGAAGGCGUAUGCGCUCUACAAGACGGGCGACCUGGACGGUGCGCUGGCGGUGCUGCGGGAUGCCGGUGGGGAUACCGGCGUUGGCACCGCGAGGGCGCAGAGGGCCCUGAAGCAUGUGGCCGCACAGGCGUCCUAUCGCGCUGAGGAUUUUGAGCGGGCCGCUGCCCUCUACCGGGAGCUGAGUGCGGACGAUGGCGGUGCGAAGUACGGCGAGGAGAACGACCUGCGGAUCAACCUGUCUGCGACCAAUGCGCAGCUCGAAUUCCAGGGCAAGAGCUGGGCGGUGCCGGAGCAGGAGAAGCAGCCGAGCCGGGAGGAUUUGGAAGCCUUUGAGACGGCAUACAAUGCUGCCUGUGGCUGCGUAUCCCGCGGAGACUUUGCCAAGGCUGCUGUCUUGCUCAAGCGCUCGAGAGAUUUGUGCGAGGCGACCGAAGACCUGAACGAGGAUGAGAAGAAGGCUGAGUUGGUGCCUAUUCUUGUGCAGCAAGCCUACGUCUACACAAAGCUUGGGAAGGUGGACGAGGCUACGAGUCUUCAGAAGUUGAUCAGCCUUGACGACAUCCCAGAUGGUUCCACAAAGGUUGUUGCCCGAACCAACGCCCUAGUGCUUCAAGCUGAGAGCAACCCCUACAUGGCACAGAGGCUGGCCGAGUCUUUGCCAGAAAUCAAGGGAAACGACAGGCUCUUUGAGUACCAGAGCUCUAUCCUGCGACGUAACAAGUAUAUCCUUGACCUUCAGAUGCAGAAAUUUCCCGGUGUCCAGAAGUCCACGUCUCGAAUCCUCUCGAAAGAGCCUGUCCCGGCCAUCUCCAGUUCUAAGUGUGACCUAGGAGUGCUUGGUGCCGCGGCUGCUAGCCGGCUCCAAACUGGCCGGGAUGCUCUGCGCCACAUUCUUCCUCUUCUCGAAACUCGGCCCGACGACGUUGGGCUCCUACUCACCGUCAUCCAACUCUAUGUUCAGCUCGAGAACCCGGGCCCCGCCAUCAAUCUCCUCGAGGCAUUCCUUAAGCGCCUUGAAACGGCCACCACACCCGAUCACGCCGACGUGCGCUUCGCCCCGGGUCUGGUUGCGUUGGCUGUGUCCCUCUACCGCACCCAAGGCCGGCACUCAGCCAUCCGCAGGGAGCUCGCCAACGCCGCGGCACACUGGCAGAAGAAGACGGAACGAUCCUCCCCUUCGGGGCCCGGCACCUCGCUCUUGCGCGAGGCAGGUAUCGAGCUGCUGCGCUCAUCCCACCCAGCCGACCUCGCCGCGGCAGGCGAGGCCUUCUCCCACCUCGUGGCCGCACAAUCCGCCGACCGUACCGCCAAGGCAGGGCUUGUAGCCAGCCUCGCCACAACCGAUUUUUCCAAGGUUGAGCCCUACCUUAACACCCUCCCAUCAGUCGAAGACCUCACCCGCGGUGUUGACGUCGCCGCGCUCCUCGAAGCAGGGGUCGUGGUAGCACCCGCCCCGGCACACGCCCAGCCAGCGCGAGGCAAAAAGCGGCCGCUCGAGGCGGAUCUCCAGGUUACUAGGGAGAAGCAACAGCCGGCAGCCAAGAAGCGGCGGAGGAGGAAGCUGCCCAAGUCGUACGACCCCGACAAGCAGCCUGACCCGGAGCGGUGGCUGCCACUGCGCGAUCGCAGCAGCUACCGGCCCAAGGGCAAGAAGGGCAAGAAGCGGGUGGCCGAGGCGACACAGGGCGGCGUCGUACGCGAUGAGGAGACGCUUGAGCUUGCCGGCGGGGCUGGGUCCGUGAAGGUGGAGAAGGCGCCUGCGGGAGGCGCUGCCGGAGGCGGCGGGAAGAAGAAGAAGAAGGGAAAGAAAUGAGCGUUCCGCCCUAGGGAAUUGAAGUCUACAACUCGAGUUCCUCAAGUACUGGCGUCUAUGAAACCGCCGAGAGUCGUAGGCGCCGCUUGGAUUGGUACAUAUGAGAUGAGAUAGACAUGAGAGGUGGCCGAGUAAAAAGCAUAGGGAUUUUAGA